Molecule: messenger RNA, 600 nt
Organism: Peronospora farinosa
Lineage: Eukaryota; Oomycota; Peronosporomycetes; Peronosporales; Peronosporaceae
Source: the annotation of a GenBank genome assembly
AUGGCGGCUGCUUACACCAUCAAUCGAAUUCCUAAUACUGCGCGACCCAACGUUAGUCCAUUUGAAACUCUGUAUGGGUCGAAGCCAGACUUAAGUCAUUUCCGUGUCUUUGGUUCGACUGGUUAUCUACGAGUCGCGGAUUGCAAGCGCACUAAAUGGGACAGCAAGGCAAACAAGUGUAUUUUUCUCGGGUAUUCGGAAAAUUCAAAGGCGUACCGAGUGUGGGAUAUUGCGAGAGGACAAUCGGUUACGACUAGGUCCGUUACGCUAAACGAGAGUCCUCCUUCGCGGUACAAAGAUGUUGUUGUUUUAGGUGAACCUUUAGCUCAAUGCAAUCAUUAUCAUGAUGAUUUAGACGAAGUAAAGGUGGAAGUACCUGAUUUGAACAAGAAUAACGAGGAUGACGAAAUGGACGUUGAUGAAACUGCUGACAAUGAUACUAGUUGGGAAGACAUGGUUGUGGAUGCGUCUGGAGAUCUCAAUCAGUCACAAAACUUAGAUGUUGUUCCGAUUGAGAGGGAGCGCACAGACAUACAAGUCAUUGACACAAAACAAUUCGAUGAUACGUCGUACUUCACACGGAUCGGUCGCUGGAAGUAG